AUGUUCGCCUCCCGACUGGCGAAAGCCGGGGCAGUAGUGGGGCUGUCGGCUGCCGCCGUCCUCACCCUCGAUGUCACAAAUGAAAGACGCUUCAGACGUCAGAUGAAACAAUACUUCCGUACUGCACAUGCGGAUAAGUUGGCCGAUUUAAAUAAGCGACCAUCGACUGCACUACCGUCUAGGAAGGAAAUUAUCGAGUCUUUAAAGACUAACGAAGAGUUCGACGUGCUCAUUAUUGGUGGUGGCGCCACAGGCGCCGGUGUUGCUCUCGACGCACAAACUAGAGGGUUGAAAACAGCACUGGUAGAGUUGGACGACUUCUCCUCUGGAACAUCUUCGCGAAGUACAAAGUUGAUUCAUGGAGGUGUUCGGUACCUGCAGGCUGCUAUUAUGAAAGCGGAUUUUGAGCAGUAUCGCAUGGUCAAGGAAGCGUUAUUCGAACGUGCUAAUCUGCUUGAAAUAGCUCCACACCUCAGCGCACCUCUACCUAUAAUGCUUCCAGUUUACAAGCUAUGGCAAGUCCCAUAUUAUUGGGCAGGCAUCAAAGCAUAUGAUUUUGUUUCUGGUAAACGCGUUCUAAAGAAUUCGUUUUAUAUUAACAAAACAAAAGCUAUGGAACGAUUUCCAAUGCUUAAGAGUGAUUCGUUGAAAGGUGCGCUGAUUUACUACGAUGGAACCCAUAAUGACGCAAGGAUGAAUCUGGCGAUAGUACUAACCGCAAUUAGACAUGGAGCAAAGUGCGUUAAUCAUACAAAAGUUGAACGAUUGCUGAAAGACGAAGAUGGGAAAGUUGUUGGAGCUCAUGUUAGGGACAUGAUAACUGGCAAUGAAUGGGACAUCAAAGCGAAAAGUAUAGUUAAUGCUACUGGACCUUCCACGGACACUAUUCGUCUCAUGGCCGAUCCACAGACGAAGCCUAUCUGUGCCCCAAGUUCAGGAGUACAUAUCGUUCUACCGGGAUACUACAGCCCGUCUAACACCGGUCUUCUCGAUCCGGACACUUCAGAUGGCCGUGUUAUCUUUUUCUUGCCUUGGGAAAGAAUGACCAUCGCUGGGACUACGGACGCACCAUCGGAAGUCACUCUAUCACCAAUUCCGAAAGACUCGGAUGUAGAAUUCAUUUUACAAGAAAUUCGUGGAUACCUCUCAAAAGAUGUUUCUGUGAGACGUGGUGAUGUGAUGAGUUCAUGGUCGGGACUACGCCCACUUGUCCGAGAUCCAAACAAGAAAGAUACGAAAAGUCUCGCUAGAAAUCAUAUUAUUGAGGUUUCGGAAUCUGGUUUAAUCACAAUCGCAGGAGGAAAGUGGACCACUUACAGGCACAUGGCCGAGGAAACUGUGGACACGUGUGUAAAGGCAAAGAAUCUGGACCCAACAAACGGGUGUAUAACAGCUGGAUUGAUGUUGGAAGGUGGACACGAAUACAAUCCACUGAUGUACAUUCAUCUUGUGCAAGAUUAUGGUCUCGAAGUUGAUGUGGCGCAACACCUUGCGAACACUUACGGUGAUCGUGCUUUUGUUGUGGCGAGAAUGUGCAAAAUGACCGGAAAACGCUGGCCGAUUAUUGGUAACCGUCUUCACCAGGAAUUCCCCUAUCUCGACGCAGAGGUGCGAUACGCUGUUCGUGAGUAUGCAUGUACGGCAGUGGAUGUGAUCGCGAGACGCACAAGACUCGCGUUCCUCAAUACAUAUGCGGCCCAUGAAGUGCUUCCAGAAGUGGUCCGCAUCAUGGCCGAAGAGUUGGGCUGGUCUUCAGCAGAACAACGCAGUCAACUUGAACGCGCUCGUCAAUUCAUUGAUUUAGAGAUGGGUCAACUUGCUAAGCAGAAUGCUGCCAGCAGUGUUUCGCUCAAUCUUACCAGUGAAGAGAUGCAAGCUGCUAAAGAUCGUUUCAACAAGCUGGACAAGGACAAAAAGGGACACAUCACUGUUAACGAUCUCAGACGGCACUUCCGAGAGCACAAUCAGAAGAUUGAUGAACGCGUACUGCAUGAGUUGUUAAAUGAGGUCGAUCUGAACAAAAACGGAGAAAUCGAAAUCGCAGAGUUCUUCCAGCUGUAUUCGGGCUUGAAGGGCGGUCAAAUCAGUGCCAAUCGUUUGGCGGUGUCUGAGUCCCCUUUCUUUGAACUUUGCUAUGAAUGCGAGGAUUCAGAAUUUGCAAGUUUUUCUCGUUACUGA
Messenger RNA from Necator americanus (New World hookworm), 2178 nucleotides. RefSeq lists its product as uncharacterized. The transcript is spliced from 21 exons. The coding region runs from base 1 to 2178 and encodes 725 amino acids. Gene Ontology annotation, molecular function: calcium ion binding; glycerol-3-phosphate dehydrogenase (quinone) activity. Gene Ontology annotation, biological process: glycerol-3-phosphate metabolic process. Gene Ontology annotation, cellular component: glycerol-3-phosphate dehydrogenase (FAD) complex; mitochondrion. The record is from RefSeq and is a predicted model, not a curated record. NCBI's taxonomy places the organism in Eukaryota, Metazoa, Nematoda, Chromadorea, Rhabditida, Ancylostomatidae.